Messenger RNA from Pristis pectinata (smalltooth sawfish), 2115 nucleotides. It is a transcript of the gene tsnaxip1, whose product is annotated as translin-associated factor X interacting protein 1. Lineage: Eukaryota; Metazoa; Chordata; Chondrichthyes; Rhinopristiformes; Pristidae. The coding region runs from base 219 to 2102 and encodes 627 amino acids. The transcript has 16 exons. The record is from RefSeq and is a predicted model, not a curated record. Gene Ontology annotation, cellular component: cytoplasm.
GUCAGCGCUGGGUAUGCUGGGAGUUGUAGUACCUCCCGAACUGUCAGAAACACGAUUCUGGAAAAGGAGCGGAGGAAGUCAAAAGGAAUCGCUUCCCUUCUGCCCUAGAAGUAUUUCUCAGGAGAAAUAGGGACACAGAGGCAGGAGGAACAUCAAGCAAAUCCAAUGUGGCUGCACCUGCACCUGCCUGUCUGACUUAUCAGUUACAAGGCAAUGCUAUGAGAUACCAUCUUCCACUGAAAGAAUUAUUGCCAAGUGUAGAAGUGAAUGAGGGAUACCUGUCCAGCUGGCCUGGGCAUGUAGGUGGAGAGAUUGUUCAACAUAAACAAAAGUUUCAGCCGUCAAAAGUUGACAAACAGCAUGGAUUUGAUGCUGCAUAUGCAAGCAAUGCUCCAAAACCUCGAUUCUUGGAAAAGCUGGAAGACCACCUGAGAAAAGAGCUUCAGGUUUUGGACCCAAAUGUGCCCAAUGCUCAGGAAGUUAAUCUACAAGCUUACCGUGAAGUGUUUGAAUAUUUCAUUGAGGAUUUAAAAACCUACAAGCCAUUGCUGUCUGCCAUCAAGAAUGAAUAUGAAAUUGCCCUAGCUCGGCAGCGAAAUCGAAUCCGUGAGUUGGAGCCAUUGCAAAGCAUGCUUGUAACCACAACAGAGAACUGUGAACAGAGGAUUCUUGCCCUGCGUGAAGAAGAGAAAAUUGAGAUCCAAUCACUGAGGUGUGAAAGAACACAGCUACUUGAAAAAAUUGAUAAUUUAAUUGAGGUGCAGGAUUCCCUCAAGAUCCAGGUUAGUAAGCUUCAGGAAGACUGGCAGCUGAGUAUGAACGAUAUCGGAGAACAAAAUGAUGCACGCAAGCUUCUAAUUUCUGAUAUGAAUAAUCUGCGUCUUCAACAAGAAGAGUCAGACGAUUCUCAGACAAAAGAAGCUGAUGCAGUUGAGGACAGUGUAAAACUGAAGCUGGCAUUGAAGGUGGCUCGCGAAGACCUAAAGGCAUUACAAGUGACAUUAAAUGCAAUGAAGGCAGAGUAUGGAGAUGUGAUUCCAAGAAGGGAUUUUGAAACUUUAGAUAAAAGCUAUAAUGAACUAACUGAGAAGUAUGAAAAUCUGCAGAAGCAUUUCGCUCAGCUGAAACUGGAACACAAUACCCUGUUGGAUGUUAACAAGCAUAUCACUCUUCAGCGAGACCAACUCAGUGCAGAGGUUGAACUACUGAAAACUAAAAUGGCAGGUGGUCAGAUGGCAGAUAAUCUAGAUGAAACAAAGGAGGAAUACUUUGAAGGACUGGGUACUGGAGAAGAUGUUAUUCUGUUUCUGCGCCACAAUGGUCUAGUCAAGAAUGUGAAUUUGAGCAAGAAGGAUAUAGCCAGUGUGCUGAAGGAAAUCUGGGAGCAAAAGAUUGCAGAUGAUCUUCAGAGUGGAUCAAGGUCCAAUCUUCCUGAGUUUUUCCAUAAUUUUCUCCAGAAGUAUGGAGACUCUGCCACACUCUGGGCUUACAACAUUUACUACGGCUGCAGGAACCAUCAGACAGAUGAAUUCAUCAAUCUGUUUUUCCGCAUUAUCAAUGGAAUUGUUGAUGAAAGUGUAUACCACGGGCAGAUGCAACUUAUUUCACACCUGUUGAAUGAAUUGACAAAUCGUGACACAGCUAGAAAAGGCAUCCUUUCCAAACAGGAUUUCAGUCAAGCCCUGAAGUCAGCCCUUCCCAAUAAGAGUGAAAAAUAUAUCAACGAGCUUAUCACUGCUGCAACAACCCAGCUUGGAGAUAGCAAGAAAAUUAAUUACACAGCCUUAUUUAAAGAGAAUGAAGAUGGCACAGCAGGAGUGUUUAUUACAUUGCUACAAAGCCAGUAUGCAGCAGAGAAAAUUAAGUAUCUCGAUGAACUGAGAAAUGCAUUGGAAGAUACAGAGGAGCUGACUGUAGCUGACCUAAGAACAGCUUUUCAGAAAAUUGACCCUUCUAUGGAUCCACAAACGCUUACUACAUAUUUAAUUCAAGGUUUCCAAACUACAAGUGAACUGCUUGAUCAGGCUUCUGCGGUAGACAUUGACACUGUUUUAGACCGACUACAAGCAAAUGAUGUGAAGAGGAUAGGACCACAGAAGUAGCACAGACAUUUCA